CCGCCGUACGCUGCAAACAUCACUGAACACGGAGUCAGAAUGGAGAUGAACGGAGUCGUUUCCGAGUAUCUGAAGAAGUGUGUUGAGACCAAACACAUCGGUUUGUGCAGAGAAGAGAAGGAAUCGGACGAGACCGCGGAUGAAAGCAAAGCGUCGCACAUCGAAAAAGCCUACAGCACGAUACUGACGGAGCUCGGGGAGGACCUGAACCGAGACGGACUCCUGCGAACACCGCUACGCGCCGCCAAAGCCAUGCAGUUCCUCACCAAAGGCUACAAAGAAACCCCUCAGGAUGUCUUGAAUGACGCCGUCUUUGAUGAAAACCACGAGGAGAUGGUGAUCGUCAAGGACAUUGACUUGUUCUCUCUGUGUGAACAUCACCUAGUACCCUUCUUUGGCAAGGCGCAUAUAGCAUAUCUUCCAAAUAAGAAGGUGGUCGGUUUGAGCAAGAUCGCAAGAAUCGUGGAGGUCUACAGUAGGAGACUUCAAGUCCAGGAGCGUCUAACCAAGCAAAUCGCUUCCGCCAUCGUUGAGGCGCUGGAGCCUACUGGAGUAGCGGUGGUCAUCGAGGCUGUUCACAUGUGUAUGGUAAUGAGAGGCGUUCAGAAGAUCAAUGCUAACACGGUAACGAGUGCCAUGUUGGGAGCCUUCAACGAUGACCCCAAAACCCGAAAGGAGUUCCUUGAUCUCACACUGUAACACCACAAGGCUGACUUUCGACGGGCCAAGAACUGUACCCCCGUGGAAAUCCGCUCACAUUUUGCAUCGUAACUGUGGAUGACAA
Molecule: messenger RNA, 784 nt
Organism: Doryrhamphus excisus (bluestripe pipefish)
Lineage: Eukaryota; Metazoa; Chordata; Actinopteri; Syngnathiformes; Syngnathidae
Product: GTP cyclohydrolase 1 2-like
Biological process (GO): tetrahydrobiopterin biosynthetic process; tetrahydrofolate biosynthetic process
Cellular component (GO): cytoplasm
Molecular function (GO): GTP cyclohydrolase I activity; GTP binding; zinc ion binding
Source: RefSeq, a predicted model, not a curated record